GAAAGAGUUUCAAAAUGAGGAUCUAUCAUUGAUGGUGGCCACAUCAUGAUUCUUGCUCCUCAGGUAAAACAAUGAAAACCAAGAUUGUCUUUCUUUUCACCUUACUUGCUUUGGCACCCAUUAUCCAUGGCCGUCACACGUCCUCGAACCAUCGGUACGAGAAACUCGACGAGUCUAAGCCCGUGGAGUUGGUGGAGCCCGAAGAGCUCGAGGAACUCAAGGAUCCCGAGGAAUUGGAAGAUCAAGAGGAACUCGAGGAUCUCGAGGAAGUCGAAGAAUUCGAAGGACCUCCCCCUGAGGAGACUGAGGAGUCUUCUGCAGAAGAGCUUUCAGAAGGAGGAGUAUGCAGUGUUGAGGCUGAGGAUCGCAACGAUUGCGGAUGGAUCGGUAUCGAUAAUACCACCUGCGAAAACAGAGGUUGUUGCUAUGACGAAACAGUGUCGGAUGCAGCAUGGUGUUUCUAUCCAACUGACAACAAAUGUUAUGGUAUUGACCCAGUAGAAAGAGAAGAUUGUGGCUAUUCUGGGAUACAGAGAGAGGAGUGUGAAAACGAAAGAGGAUGUUGUUUUGAUCAUACCGUGCCAAAUGUACCUUGGUGCUUCAAAGGAACUGAGCCACCAGCCGAAGGAGUAUGCAGUGUUGAGGCUGAGGAUCGGAACGAUUGCGGAUGGAUCGGUAUCGAUGAGGCCACCUGCGAAUACAGAGGUUGUUGCUAUGACGAAACAGUGCCGGAUGUAGCGUGGUGUUUCUAUCCAACUGACAACAAAUGUUAUGGUAUUGACCCAGUAGAAAGAGAAGAUUGUGGCCAUUCUGGGAUACAAAGAGAGGAGUGUGAAAACGAUAGAGGAUGUUGCUUUGAUCACACUGUGCCAAAUGUACCUUGGUGCUUCAAAGGAACUGAGCCACCAGCCAAACCAGCCAAUGACCAUUCCACUCUUGGCGACAUAUGCGAUGUCGAAUCUGAGGAUCGCAACGAUUGUGGAUGGUACGGCAUCGACGAGGCUACUUGCGAGGCCAGGGGCUGUUGCUACGACGACACAAAGCCAAAAGCAAAGUGGUGUUUCUACCCAACAGACAACAAAUGCUAUGGUAUUAAACCACAAGAACGCGAAGACUGUGGUUACAUUGGUAUUCAGCGUGAGGAGUGUGAGAACGACAGAGGUUGCUGUUUUGAUCACACUGUACAGGGUGUACCCUGGUGCUUCAAGGCCACUGGACCAGUGAGUGUGGCCCCACCUGAAGUAGAAACUCAGGAAGGAUCUGCAGGAGCCUCCGAGGCUUAGCUUUGAAUGAUCAAUCCUCAAUUGGUCGGUUUCUUUGGCAUACGGUGAAAUUUUUUUUACACUCUAAUAUGAAAAAGAGCCGUGGAUUCAAUUUCAACAAUUUCUUUUUGCAUCUGAUCUACGCUCCGAGAGAUUCGCAUUUGAUUGACAUUCAUAUGAUGCCGCAUAUGUGUUGAUCAGCCUAUUUUUCAUGUGAGCAAAGUAAAGAGGCGAGUUUAAACUAGGCGUUAAAAUUGUUGCGUUGCUGUCAGGCUACGGUAAAGCAGGUUUACUAGUAGCAUGGUGCAUGGCAUUUUCCUAGAAUAUCGUUUGCGCUCUAUUAAGUGUUAAAAGACAUGUUUUACGGGUUAAGUUUUGUUUGCACAAAUUCCUACGAGUAAUCUUUCACACUCUGGUUCCAUAUCAUCUGCGGAACUUUUUUAGGCUAGGAGAAAAUCUAAUAAAGAAUGCACUGUAUGAAAGAAGA
This is a messenger RNA of Pocillopora damicornis (cauliflower coral), 1749 nucleotides long. RefSeq lists its product as uncharacterized. Lineage: Eukaryota; Metazoa; Cnidaria; Anthozoa; Scleractinia; Pocilloporidae. The record is from RefSeq and is a predicted model, not a curated record.